UCCGCUGUGCGUCGCGGGAGCCGCCGGACGGCAGCUAUGGCGGCCUUGCGACCCCCGAGGAGGGGCUUGCUUCCUCUCUGCCGCGCCUUCUCCGGCGGCGGCUGCCAGCUCGCCCCCGAGCGCGGCGGUGAGCGCAGGGAUGCUGCGCCGAGGCGGGUCUCAAGAUUCUGCCCUCCAAGAAAAUCUUGCCAUGAUUGGAUAGGACCCCCAGAUAAAUAUUCAAACCUUCGACCUGUUCACUUUUACAUCCCUGAAAAUGAAUCACCAUUGGAACAAAAGUUAAGAGAAUUAAGACAAGAAACACAAGAAUGGAACCAACAGUUCUGGGCAAACCAGAAUUUGACUUUUCUUAAGGAAAAAGAAAAAUUUAUUGACUCAAGACUAAAAGCCAAAGGCCUGGAACUGAGAGCUGAAUCAGUUUAUACCUCCCAGGUCCAAGGAAGUAGCCAGACUGAGGCUCUGCCCAGGCGGGGUUCUGUUGAAGGAGUGAGGCUGCUCCACAGACAGUGCCCAGCAAACCUGAGGGCCAGGCAAAGGGGUCCACGUCCAGGAAACACAUUAAACGUGAACGGCAGGUGGCAGGAGGCGUUUGUGGCAGAGAUGAAGAGGCGUGUGUGGACUUUAUGAAAAGCCUUAACAAAUUUGUAGAAAUAACAAAACACCUGCAGAUGAAUAAUGUGACUACAAGAAAAAAACUCCUCAAACUAAAUUUCACAGUGCGUAUUAAAACAGCACCUAGGGACUUCCCUGAUGGCGCAGUGGCUAAGAAUCCGCCUGCCAAUGCAGGCGACAUGGGUUCGAACCCUGGUCCAGGAAGAUCCCACAUGCCGUGGAGCAACUGAGCCCAUGCGCCACACCUGCUGAGCCUGAGCUCUAGAGCCCGCGAGCCACAACUACUGAGCCCACGUGCCGCAACUACUGAAGCCCUGGCACCUAGAGCCCGUGCUCCGCAACAAGAGAAGCCACCGCAAUGAGAAGCCCGCGCACUGCAACAAAGAGUAUCCCCUGCUCACCGCAACUAGAGAAAGCCCGUGCGCAGCAGCGAAGACCCAAUGCAGCCAAAAAUAAAUAAAUAAAAAAUAAAAAUAAAAAAAAAAACAAACAGCACCUAGGCCUUGUUUUAUGCUUACUGAACUCAAGGAGAUGUUUUCCCAGCUCCUUUUCCAGAAGGAUUUAGUUGCAUGAAGUACGCAUAUGCCAAGAAGCGGGGAAAUUAUGACCACUGAAUAUCUAAGAAUUCAUCCUAUAGGAAAACAUGGGAAGACUUCACUCUGUUCCUUGCAGCAUUGUCUUUCAUUGCCAAACAAUGGGAAGUAUCUAAAUAUCCAAUCAUUUCAGAUUAGAUAAGGCUGUGGUGGCCCACUGCGCACUGGAUGUUCACUGGAAUAUUCUGCAGCAGUCUAGGAAUAUUAUUGACUUAAUUUCAAGUGGGAAAAGUAGAAUACCAUGACGUCAACUCUGCCUGCCCCCAGAUUAAAUCUCGUGUAAGGCAGGCAGUGCUGUGGGAGGGUUCUUGCCUCUAGUUUCUUUUACUGCUGAAGUGUUUAUGCAGCUGGAGCGGGGUGCCAUCAGGAUGGAUUUACUUUAAGUCAGCUGGUAUUUAAGAAACACCCACUCGGUUUUCGGUAAAUGUGUAAUAAAUUAGAUUGUUCUGCCUGUCAUUCUUAGUAUUGCUAAAGUUCCGUAUCACAUUGCAGUGUCGACAGGUGUGGAAUCUGAAUUACUCAGCAAACGUUUAUGGUGCUUCUGCUUUAUGCUGAGCGUCACCUGGGAAUGUUUGGGCAGGACACCAAACUAGACCAGUAGCUGAAGGUGGCACCCCCACCUGUCCUUAGAACCCUGGGGCGCCUGCUGUUCUGCCGGCAGCGGUGACGAGCGCGCCCCUCUGUGCCAGGCCCGUCCCACCUGCCACA
Messenger RNA from Eubalaena glacialis (North Atlantic right whale), 1913 nucleotides. Its product is annotated as cytochrome c oxidase assembly factor 8. Gene Ontology annotation, biological process: intrinsic apoptotic signaling pathway. The transcript is spliced from 4 exons. The coding region runs from base 37 to 627 and encodes 196 amino acids. The record is from RefSeq and is a predicted model, not a curated record. Gene Ontology annotation, cellular component: mitochondrion. Lineage: Eukaryota; Metazoa; Chordata; Mammalia; Artiodactyla; Balaenidae.